CAGCUUAUUCCGGAUAUUCAUUGCCAACCCCUGUUAUCUUAUUUAUCAUGUUAAUAAAGGGGUGUAUAUCUUAACUAACUGUAACUUGACAUAAUACAAUAAAUACUUUACAUAAUGAAAAAGAAAAUGAGAAGUCAAAUUCCGCAAUUACUCAGGCACUGUCUCGUCAUUGUCUUGUUUCACUUCUGUCCCGAAUCGAUUCUCCGCGAACAAAAUGAUAUGCAGGGUAUAAACAUGUACUAUUCGUUUUAAGGCAUUUAAAUAAUCCACGUGACGACACUAUGUAAAGCUAUUCUGGUUUUAUUUCCCCCUUAGCCGUCAUUGUGGGUCGGAAGAGAAAAAACACGAUCGGCGAGAAGGGGGAGUGUGAUACACAGCCCACUCUGGCUUGGACUGAUCGGGAACUAAUAUUGGAUUUUCCGUUCAUUCAUCAAAACCAGUGUCCGUGGAAUACAGGUGGAACAGUGAGGAGAUAGUCAGAUAGUAGCAGAGCUCUGUGAGUGAGAGAUCGAUGGCCUUCAUCGACCGCGGCUCGAUAGCUACAAAUGUGUAAAUCCGGAUAUAUAUACUAUAUGUAGGAGAAUGACUGACGCCGAAUGACAGAGGCUAUUGGGCUUGCGAAAUGAGGAGAGUUCACCGGUGGAUAUACAUAGUAGUGGGCGCAUACACGUUCUUUACUAUUCUUCUCUGGCGCGCAGAAAAUGGAGGCCACAUUUAUGCACCGAUAGAACCAACCGAUCAUGGGAAGUCACUGCAGGAAAUUGAAACCAAGCCUGCGAUACAGAAAGUUACCAUUGUCACAUCGAAAUCCCCCAAAACCCAGACCCAAGGAGCCCGGGGGGAUAAGUGUCCAGGACUCGACCACCCGACCAACGUUCUGAGAGACUCUUGGCAGUCUGCGAAUGGAAACAGGGUGUACGUGUACUCGGCGUAUUUUGAGCCCAGUCGGAAUCACGUGGUUGUGAUAGGGGCCCGGGACAAGCUGUCAGGCCCCGCCCUGUGGUGUCAACUGUGGGGAGAGGACGGGAGGCUCCAGGUCACCAGAGCUGCCCACAGGGACAUGCCGGAAGGGAAAGGCAAGAGAUAUACAUGUGCAUUCUACACUUGCCCAGUUCCCGCUGGCCUCCAUCCCACAGCAGUGUCCUUGAUGACGUCAGAGUGUGGGAAACCGACGUCAUCAGUUUUUGUUCAUGGAGCCGAAGGUGACAAUGGCAAUUUCACCGUGUGCGUGACUCCGCUUAAUUUUAAUUACAGCAAGGCGUACGAAUUGGUUGAGAUGAUUGAACUUAACAAAAUACUUGGUGCUUCUCACUUUGUAUUUUACAGUUACAGCAUAAACAAAAAUGUCCAAAAAGUAUUGGGGUAUUACAAGGACAAGGGCGUCGAAGUGGUCCCGUGGAAUCUCCCGAUGAAUGUGGACACGUGGCCAAAAAAGAACAUUCAAGUGGAAAUUCAUUAUUUUGGUCAACUUGGUGCUCUAAAUGAUUGUCUCUAUAGGAACCGAUAUAAAUCCCCAUACGUGGUCUUUCAGGACCUGGACGAGUUUAUUAUACCCCGAAAGGUCUCCAAUUGGAAUGAGAUGUUCCAAACAUUACCAAAGAACAAAGGAUCGUACAUGUUCAGAAACACUUUUUUCCGGAAAGAUUGGCCGGAUACGGAUCAGAACUUUACCGAGAAACUAGACGCUCAAAAAUAUAAAAUGAUUACAAUAUUAAAACAGUCGAGAGAAAGUAAAAUAUUUCCUCGAAAACAUAGAUCAAAAUAUAUAGUGGUUCCUAAAAACAUUGAUGCGCUUGGAAUCCACUCUGUGAACCGCUUUAGGGCCGGUGGGGAACAAUUUGUGGAACCGGAUGUGGCGUUGAUGCAUCAUUAUAGAGACUGGGAAAAUCCCACAGACAAGCAACCGCGCAGUAAUGACAACAGAAUCAUGGCUUAUAAAGGAAAAUUAGUAAACAAUGUAAAAAACACUUGGGAGAAACUAAAAGGUGUACCAUUAGGCCCAUUACCAUUUAGUUAACGUCAAAUAUACUUUUUAUAAGAGAGAGAGAGAGAGAGAGAGAGAGAGAGAGAGAGAGAGAGAGAGAAGGAGAGAGAGGAGAAAGAGAGAGAGAGAGAGAUGCAUAAUAAGGAAAUUUGAAAAAAAAGGCAAUUUGAUAUGUACAUGUACAUGUAUGUUAAGACGCAAUGUCUCUAAAUUUUCUCACAAAAUCAAUGUGAGAAGGAAAGAAGUGGAUUAUACCAGGAUAUUUGAUAUCUUGAAAUACUAUUAUUCCAGUCAACUUCGUGUGUGUAUGUGUGGGAAUAGUCUCGCCAAUGUACUAUUUUCUCUGGUCUACCUAUAUCUUACCUAUAUCUUACAUACGUAUGCUACCUCGUUUCUCGGCAAGAGAGAUUGGGUGAGAGAAUGUACUGCAGCAAUGUAUGUGUAAUAUUAUAUACGCUUGUGUGACAAGCCAUGUCCAAAACCAUGUAGUGAAAGUGUUUGAACCAUACAUGUGCUCGACAUGCGAUUGUGAAAGUAUUUAUUUUACGUGAGCAAUUUCACACUUACUGUUUAUGUUAGAUAAGUCAAACCCAGAAACAUUUCAAAUGGUCGUUUGCUGUAUUUCAUUUUUUUUUAAUUCGACGUUCAUAUGUUUUUUUUUCUUGUUUAUGAAAGUUUAUUUGUUGCUGUUCUAUUGCACGACUUGUUACAGAGUUAUUUGAUGCUCACACAGGUGUUCGAUCGAACACCAGAUUAAUAUUUGAACAAUUUUAAUGCAUACUGAAUUUCUGGUUGAUAUAAUAUAAUCUAUGUCAUUGAUUUUUAGAUAACACUGUAUUCCACCGGCACUCAAAAAACGAUGUAUAGAGAAAAGACCAGGUGGAAAGUUUUACGUACGAGUUAUUACCCAGCAUUAAAUAAACCCGAACACCAAUUUAAUCAAAAUUCAUGAAAUAUCCUAAUCACACAAGUAUGUUUUUGGGGUUUUUUUUCUCAAAAUGUUAUGUUAUUGUAAAGAAUUCGCCAUUAAAAAUUAAUUUAUCAAUUGAUAUGUUGAUUCAGCCUAGCUUCCAUUAUUAAAGACUUUCCGUCCAGAUUUUAGAAAGUGCCAGAAAUGCGUUAAGUCCAAGAAAGUUGAACUAGCUUAGUUUCAAAGUAAGAUCAAUAAUAUUGAUCGCCUUUUUUAUUUGUCAAGAAUUGUAGAACACGUGUGAAUUAGACAUAUGUGUUUAAUUAACAUUGACCAGAAAGGUUAUUUUUAUACGAAGUACUUAUUAUUCACAAGUGAUAUCAUGAAUUCUAAUAUCCUGUUCAGUUGCAUUGGUUGCAUCAUAUGGACCAUGCUAAUAUUCUGUCAAAUGAUUUAUAUUGUAUCUUUAUACUACUUGCUGUUUAACAAUGUUAAUUUUAUAUUAUUUUAUGAAUAAAUUAUUAAAUUUA
Molecule: messenger RNA, 3424 nt
Organism: Magallana angulata
Lineage: Eukaryota; Metazoa; Mollusca; Bivalvia; Ostreida; Ostreidae
Exons: 3
Coding region: 623-2017 (464 amino acids)
Source: RefSeq, a predicted model, not a curated record